Molecule: messenger RNA, 954 nt
Organism: Saccostrea echinata
Lineage: Eukaryota; Metazoa; Mollusca; Bivalvia; Ostreida; Ostreidae
Product: low-density lipoprotein receptor-related protein 2-like
Exons: 7
Coding region: 1-954 (317 amino acids)
Source: RefSeq, a predicted model, not a curated record
AUGUCGUUACCCCGACUGUCCUAUCUGAAUUUUGAUUGGAUUACUAAUCUUCUUGGAUGGAUUGAACCUACUUCGUCUAGCAUAAAGGCAUUUUCAGUUAAUUCUGGAACAACGUCAACAAUAUACAUCGGACUUGAACAACCAACUUCAUUAACAGUUAACUCUCAUAAUGGAGACCUUUAUUGGAUUUCGGGAAUAUUAGGAAAGUCCAUAAUGAAUGGAAACUGGAAUAGAAAUUUUCCUCGUACAGUUGUGUCGACUGCAAACCUGAAUGACCCCAAAUCUCUCCUUUAUGAUGUCACAAGCAACCGGUUGUAUUGGGUUGAUGAUUCAAUGAUCAAAAGUUCAUCGACAAAUGGAUCCGAUAUUAAAAGCCACGUCAUCACGUUUGGUGUAACACAGGCAUUUGCAUAUAAGGGUUAUUUAGGCUGGAUAAUGGGGAACAAAAUGUACUUCUCUAGAAAGUCUUCAAAGACUGCAGAGAGAUAUGUAGACAUCGGAGAAAAUAUCAAAGGGGUGGCCAUCUUCGAUUCGUCUCUGCAAGAGGAUAAAAGAGGCAGCUGUCAUUUACUUAAUGGUGGUUGUCAAGAUAUUUGCUUGCCGUUACAAACUGGUCGUGAGUGUGAGUGUGAUUUAGGUCUUAAGCUUCAGCCUGAUUUGAAAACAUGUGAUAGCAAAGUUUACACGUCGAAUUUCAUCGUGGUGUCUGAUUAUUCCCAUGGGAGGAUGCUUCAGAUUAACAUAGACAAAGGUGGUCUCGUAAAGCUGCCUAUAAGUACAGGGAAUUCUGCAGGAAUAACAUUCGAUAAAACUACAAAGGAACUCCUGUAUUGUGAUCGCUCCACGAAGAAUAUAAUGUCUUCUUCACUCCAUGGAGGGAACACCACUCUGGUCUAUGCAACUGGUAAAUCUGAUUUAAUGAUAGGAACUGAUUUAUUGCGAACAUAUUCGUAA